AUGUUUUCUCGUGAAGGCCUCACCCUCGACGUCGUGGCCGGAGCAGUACGGAACUGGAUCCUCACUCCGACGACAACGCUCCCGCUGGCCUUGGGCCUGACAUGGGAACCGCUCUUUGCUCGACUGGCCCAACGGAGCUCGCGCGACCGGGCAGCAGCCAUCCGCUCUCGAGUCUACUGGCUCGCCGCCGCAAGUCUCGCCCUCGCCCUCAACGACCAGCUCAACAAGCAAAGCGCCAACAACUGGGUCGUCGACUCCCGGUGGAACUGGGACGAUGAGAUUAUCGUUGUCACGGGGGGGAGCAGCGGCAUCGGCGCAAGCAUCUGCCAGAAACUCGUCGCCAGGAACCCUCGCACGCGCAUCGUCGUUCUCGACUACGUUCCGCUGUCGUGGACGCCGCCGCCUGGCGCGAGACUGCACUUCUACGAGUGCGACUUGAGCGAUGCCUACGCCAUCAAGCUUGUAUGCGACCGCGUCAAGGCCGAGGUCGGCCAUCCUACCGUCCUCUUCAACAAUGCCGGCUUGGCCCGGGGGUCGACCGUCAUGGAAGGGACGUCCAACGACGUGCAGCUCACCAUCAAGACGAAUCUGAUUGCGCCGUUUCUCCUGGUCAGGGAAUUUCUGCCGGAAAUGGUGCGCAGGGACCAUGGCCACAUCUUGAAUACGGGCUCCCUGAGUUCCGUCGUCUCGGCCCCUACCAUUGUCGAUUACUCUGCUUCCAAGGCUGGCUUGACGGCUUUACACGAGGGCCUGCAACUGGAGCUCAAGAGCCUGCAUAAAGCCCCUAGGGUGCGUCUUACGCUGGGAAUAUUCAGCUUCAUCCGCACGCCUCUUUUUACCGGCAAGACGAAUGAAUCCAAUUUCGUGGCCCCGCUGCUAAACGUGGAAACCGUGAGCGACAAGCUCGUGGAUGCGGCGUACAGCGGCUACGGCGGCACCAUCUAUCUGCCGGGCAUAUGCAGAUACAUCACUAGCUUGAAAGGGGGCCCAGAAUGGCUCUUCCGGCGUAUUCGGGAGCGCUCGCUGCGGGGUGACUAUGAUUUCGAGAGACAGAAGAGCCGCUAUGACCAGGAGACUGGGAAGGGCACUUGA
This is a messenger RNA of Metarhizium robertsii ARSEF 23, 1092 nucleotides long. RefSeq lists its product as uncharacterized. NCBI's taxonomy places the organism in Eukaryota, Fungi, Ascomycota, Sordariomycetes, Hypocreales, Clavicipitaceae. The coding region runs from base 1 to 1092 and encodes 363 amino acids. The transcript has 3 exons. Gene Ontology annotation, molecular function: oxidoreductase activity, acting on the CH-OH group of donors, NAD or NADP as acceptor. The record is from RefSeq and is a predicted model, not a curated record.